UAUCAGACUAGUGACUGUCGAAUCGUGGAGACUCAAAGAAGAAAAUGAAAUCCCAGUACACCCGAAAAGCCAAACCAGAGCCAGCAAAAACACCUACAGCACUAGAGCCCAAGACUAAUACUAAACUGGCGGGUCCAAAAUCGAGAUCCACGACGGUGGUGGUGAAGCGCCGGAAUCGCCGAAAUUCCAUUGAUGGAGCAGCAGGAGGCUCCACUAGCGGCAAUUCCGAGGGGGGUAAUUCCAGAGCAGCUUUCUCCGGAAGUGGUUAUUCGGCAGGAAAUAAUUCCGAAGGAGGUACAUCGACUGGACGCAAGUCCAUUGGUAGUAAAUCCAGAGGAACUUAUUUCCGAGCAAGUUAUACCGGUGCUGGUAGUUCCGGAUCUGAGAAUAGGUCGCCGCCCCAGCUUGUUCCGGUGCGGCGUAAGCCCCUCAGUGAUUACAUGAUGCUGGAGGAACAGCCAUCUACCUCCAGUCGUCCAACCACAUCCUCUUCCUAUUUAUCGGACCAGGAUCGUCCGAUGAGUUAUGCCGCUGCGGUGGAAUCACUCCCCAUAUCUAGGCUCAAGGUCAAGGUGGUGCUAUCCCCACGUCUCAAGCGGUCCGGCAAUCAGCCGCCGAUCAAGCGGCCGAACCGUAAAAAUUCACCCAACGCCAAGGUCAAAUCGAUCCCACCGACGCAGUCUAAGACACACAAUAUCCAGCUAAAUCCGAAGCGCAAUAUGGCCCAGGUCCCGCCCCAAUCCCGCGAUGCCACCGUGAGUAACAAGUCGAAUAACUUAGCGCCACCUGGCGGAAACAAAAAGAAACCCAAGUCGAAGAAAUCCCAAAAGCUAAAGCAAAAUCAACCACGAUCAGAAGCUACUUCUCCGGAGCAGCCAGCCUCACCAAAGUCUUUAUCACCUUGUGAUAAUCAAAGUUCUCCGCCGAAGUUCUCCGAUUCCAACGCCUAUCUGGACCAUCACCAUGAGAAAAUGCAGCGCUUUCUGGCUGAGCAAACGGCUGGUCAAAAGCCGUAUCCCAACCGUGGCCAAGUGAAGACCUGCAAACAAAAUGUCCAGCUGCCAACCAAUCGAUCCCUCUUCGACUUCGAUGAGCGACUAUUCAGACGCGGGGAUCUCGAGUCGGCCGCAUUUUUGGCCCAGAACCAGGCCAUGAUACGCAUGUGGCUGAACCCUAAUAUGCUGAUCUCCUAGGCAGCUCAAUCAAUUAACAAUCAAAAAUUGAUCAUUUAGUUUUAUAUGUGUUUGAACUUGUUAUGUUGCAUCAAAAUUCUAAUUCAAAUCUUAUGAGCAAUCUCUGUGGCACGUAGACUUACGACCUAAACUAUGGAAGCCCCUGGAGAUUGAACUGUAUUUUGAAUAUACAUUGGCAAAUAAAAAAGUUAUUUGAUUUC
Molecule: messenger RNA, 1393 nt
Organism: Drosophila melanogaster (fruit fly)
Lineage: Eukaryota; Metazoa; Arthropoda; Insecta; Diptera; Drosophilidae
Exons: 2
Coding region: 45-1193 (382 amino acids)
Source: RefSeq, marked reviewed